Molecule: messenger RNA, 1717 nt
Organism: Harpia harpyja (harpy eagle)
Lineage: Eukaryota; Metazoa; Chordata; Aves; Accipitriformes; Accipitridae
Gene: RNF24
Product: ring finger protein 24
Exons: 7
Coding region: 835-1281 (148 amino acids)
Cellular component (GO): endomembrane system
Molecular function (GO): zinc ion binding; ubiquitin protein ligase activity
Source: RefSeq, a predicted model, not a curated record
CCUCCAAGGUAGGAAUGAGCAGUGGCAGGAGAGGAGAAGACACGCUUGGGGAGGAUGGACAACCUCGCUGCUCCGAGAGAAGCAAAAAGCCUCGAUGCCAAUGAGUGGAAAGGCGGCAGGAGCCGGGCGCCAGAGCCCACGGACCAAAUUAGCUUCGAGCAGCUGCCUCGGCGUAGCUGAAGGCUGUGAGGUCUCGGGUUGCUCCGACGCCGGAGCUAAAACUGGAUCAGCCUUCAGAAAAAGCGGGCGAGACGCCGAGAAGCAGGAGGAGGAGCGAGGGCUGGGCUGUGGGAAGCCCAGGCAGGGAAGUCCUUCAGCCGGUUGCAUUUUCUGCUCCAGCUCUGGGGCUGCAAAUGUGAGAAGGAAGCAGGAAAAACUUCUCCUGGUUUAUUUUUUUUAUCCCUGUGGAGGAUUAAUCUUGCCGCUAAUACAGCUUUUAACUCACAAAGCGCCUUAGAGGAAACCAUGCCAGGAGUGAGUUUGCAAGAGAGAAACUGAAAGUGUGAAGUGGGGAGAGCAGCCGCCCUCCUGAUUUCAGCCAUCGGCCAGCUCAGGGCCAUUAUCGCUCUCCCUGCCUGCAAAUAGCAGUGGGUUUCCCAGCUUCUUGGCUUGGAGGAAUAUUUAGGAGAAAAUAUAAGAGCUCUGGGGCCGUGCAGAUUCCCGUCCUGGGAACCCACAGGUGUGGAAGGAGGAGGUUUCGGUUCUUCAGUCCGUCCGUUUGAAGCCAGGAGGAACAGCCCAGCAGCGUCCCUGGCACCAAACCACGGUAGCCGUUCAGCAGAUACGUUGGGUUUGCGUGGCUUGGCUGCGUUGCGGCACCCGUGCGGCCUACCCAUGAGCUCGGACUUCCAGCAUUACAGUUUCAGGAUGCCGAACAUCGGGUUCCAGAACCUGCCUCUCAACAUAUACAUCGUGGUUUUUGGCACGGCCAUCUUCGUCUUCAUCCUCAGUUUGCUCUUCUGUUGCUACUUGAUCAGGCUCAGACAUCAAGCACACAAAGAGCUUUACGCCUACAAACAGGUUAUACUCAAGGAGAAGGUGAAGGAGCUGAACCUACACGAGAUCUGUGCCGUUUGCUUGGAGGAGUUCAAGCCCAAGGACGAGCUGGGGAUCUGUCCCUGUAAACAUGCCUUCCACAGAAAGUGCCUCAUCAAAUGGCUGGAAGUGCGAAAAGUGUGUCCGCUCUGCAACAUGCCGGUGCUGCAGCUGGCCCAGCUGCACAGCAAGCAGGACCCCGGCCCCCCCCAGGGCCCCCUCCCCGGCGCAGAGAACAUCGUAUAGCUCCGCCGCCCCGGGGACUGCCCCGCCGCCGGCCCGGGGGGACUCGGAGACAACCAAAGCACUACGGCACCAGCACGGAGGGACAGGCGAGGACGCGGGCGGCCGGGCGGGGAGCCCGGAGCACUUUAUGGGGGGGCACGUCCCCGCCGGCCGAAGCGGAAGAGCCCCGCGCCCCAAAAACCUGCCUCCGCGGAGCCGUGCCGGGAUGAAGGGUCUCGCACUCGAGCCCGGACUCGAUUCCUCUCCCGGGGCGACGAGGGGACUCUGGGUCCUCCGCGGGCGCCUGCACGACAUCCUUCUUCCAGCACAUCCCUUCUCCUGCACGACGUCCGCCGGGAAGCAGCGUGGGACGCGACGGAGCAGCGUCGAGCCACCCGACGGCGCCCGACAGCCUCCUGCAACGCCGCGACGUCCCGUGUCCCCCCUCCCCGAACGC